This is a messenger RNA of Nothobranchius furzeri (turquoise killifish), 3142 nucleotides long. Its product is annotated as histone-lysine N-methyltransferase SETDB1-A. Gene Ontology annotation, biological process: negative regulation of gene expression; heterochromatin organization. Gene Ontology annotation, cellular component: nucleus. Lineage: Eukaryota; Metazoa; Chordata; Actinopteri; Cyprinodontiformes; Nothobranchiidae. The record is from RefSeq and is a predicted model, not a curated record. Gene Ontology annotation, molecular function: histone H3K9 methyltransferase activity.
GUUUGAGAAAUGUAUUAGAAGCAGCGAGAAAGUAUACAUUUUAAUAAUAGACACACAAAAUAGUUUAAUUACAAAACGAAACUAUAAUAAGUUACACUUUUAUCCAAAUGUCCUAUAAAUGCGUAGCCUAGAAACUCAAACGGUUGAAGUAGCGAAAGAUUCCGCUUUACAGGAUGUUAUAACAUCUCAGACUGGUCAGGAAAGAUACUACGAACACGUAAGAUCGUAUUUUCGCGCCAUUUAUGUGAUCGGACGCUGCAAAACGCGUUUACGCGUGUUGUACAGCACGUUAAAUAAAACGAGCCGAAGCUUCGCCAUGCAGCUGCUGAAGCUGCUCACAUCAGAAAUCCACGGUGGAGUGGUUAGUGAUACGUUUGGGCUGAUUUGUGCCGUGUGUGUGUGUUCUCUGGUCUGUUGAGACCAAUAUAGAACCUGUUGACCUUAUUUCUAAGCGGUGUGUGUGGAGAAAACCAGCUGCAAGGACACAACGAAUGCGGGAAUGAUGAAUGCGGCCAUGUACAGGGAUAUCCUGGACAUGAAGGACCUCAAACUGGGCUGAAGGUUUACAGUCCAACAUGACAAUGACCAUAAGCACACAGCUAAAAUAACAAAGGAGUGGCUUCACGGUAACUCUUUGACUGUUCUUGAAUGGCCUAGUCUGACUUAAACCCAAUCGAGCGUCUCUGGAGAGACCUAAAAAUGGCUGUCCACCAACGUUCACCAGACAACUGGAGAGGACCCCCAAAUUCAGAAGCAGGACGAUUUGGAGAUGAGAAUGAUGGAGCUUCAGAAGCCUGGAUCAAGGACAGAAAACAAUAGGAAUGCUACAUCGGAUGAGGAAAAUGGUGAAGAUGUGACUAUGGAGGAAGAUGAGGUGGAGAUGAGCUACAAGGAGCUCCAAAUGUGGAUCAGAGACCAGGUGGAGAAGUCCUGUUUGGCGUCUUUUGGGGGGAGAGAGUACUACUAUAGUCAGCUACAGUCUCUGUUGAAAAGGAAGAUAACACAAACAGAAAAACUUGUAUCCCUCUGCAAAUCUGUGUCAGCGUUUGAACAAUCUGUAAAGGAACUGUACUCCAUGCUGGGAUUGGAGUACAUCGGAUACGACUUUAAUUCUGGCUGUAGUGAUGCUCCAAUUUCCAAGGAUGCACUGCCAGAUUGGUUCAGUUCUAAAGCCACAAGCGACCAUGAUGCUAAGGGAUCUAUUAUUGUUACAAUGAAAGAAGUCAAGGUGGUUUUGACUAAGCUCAGUGCAGCUGAGAUCAAAGCUGACCUCCAUCCAGAACCGCCUCAGAUUGACGGCAAUGAAUGUGAAUCUUUAAGCAGUGCUGAGUCUGAAAUGUGUUGGGAACCAGAACCUGACUCAAGUGGCUCGGACAUUUCAGAUUUUACUAAAUCAGCUAAAAGAAGGAAGAUGGAUCUAAGCAGGACAUUGGUGAAAUCUCGCCAAACUUCUCGAGGAACUAGAAGACAAGCUGUUAUAAGUGAAACAGAAACGUCAAGUUCAGAUGGGACAAGCCGCGGCGCUGAAAACGAGACAAUGGAAACAGCAUUGGAAGCAACUGCAGCUACUAAUGCUAAAUGCAACGUUUCAGAAGCCAGCAAAUCAAAAACGCCGCAAGCUAACAAAACGAAAACAGCAGAGUUCAACAAAGUGAAUACAACAAUACAAGCUGACAAAAAAUUAGGAGAUGAGUCUAGGAAAUCAGAAACAUCACAAGCUGACAAGACAAGAGAUGAGUCUAGGAAAUUGAAGGUGCAACAAGCUAACAAGACAAAGAUCGAGUCCACCAAAUCAAAAAAAUCACAAGCUGACAAGACAACAGAUGAGUCUAGGAAAUCAAAAAAAUCUCAAGCUGACAAGACAACAGAUGAGUCUAGGAAACCAGAAACAUCACAAGCUGACAAGACAAAGAUCGAGUCCACCAAAUCAAAAACAUCACAAGCUGACAAGACAAAGAUCGAGUCCACCAAAUCAAAAACAUCACAAGCUGACAAGACAACAGAUGAGUCUAGGAAAUCGAAAAUGCAACAAGCUAACAAAAUAACCUCCCAAGAUAAAGCCAAUUCAGAAAGCCAUGCAGUAAAACCUUCCACAUCGUCUGCAAACAUUAAUGGGGGGGAUUCUGUGAGCCAGAAAUCUUCUACGACUACCAGCAAUCCUCCAAACGUUCCUCUAGAAAAGAUCACUGUAAACAUGAAAGUCGUGGCGAGAAGGAAGGCAUUGAGUUGGCAUGCAGGAAAAGUUACCGAAAUAAUUACAAAAGAAGACGGCCGCGUGAAAUACAAAGUUGCUUUUGAAGAGAAGGGGAGGGCCCUCGUCUCUGGCCACCAUAUUGCCUUGGCCCACCAGCCAAAAGUGAGUUAUCUGUCCACUGGUGCUCGAGUGGUGAUCGAGACUGAAGACGGUGAGUUCAUGCCUGGUAUUGUAGCAGAGGUCCCCGGCAGGAAGAACCACAUGAGAUUCAUGGUGUUUACUGAUGAUCACACACCUGUCUACAUUGCCCUACCUAAAAUUCGUCUGGUGUGCCAACCUUUGGCGGACCCUUUGGAUGACAUUCCCGAUAACAACCACAGGGAGUUCAUGCGGGACUACCUGCGUCAGUGGCCCUUCCCAGCUCAGACCCAUUACAGAGUUGGACAGAAGAUGAGGGCACUAUAUAAUGGUACUCAAGAGAAGGUUGAAGUUUUGCAAGUUGACUGCAGCUUGAUUGAAGUCAUUUUUGAGGUGGAUCAACAUAAGGAGUGGCUCUACCGAGGCUCAAUACGCUUGGAACAGAUGCUCGAAAUGUAUGAGGAAAUGGGGGCGAAAAAGAGUGAUGAGAAAAAGAACAAUGGGACGGUGAAGAAAUGAGCCAGUCAUCUUUCUUUCUUUUUUUUAGUUCCAAGGGGAAAUAAAGGUUUCCUGUUGAAAGUAUUGGAUUUUGUGAUCAGAGGGAAUAUUUUUGUAACUAUUUCUUAGCAGUGCCAGUUAUCAUUGCACCUUAUUUCUUUGACCUUAAACCAACCAGAACAUUCCCUUUGAACCAGCUUGGAUCCAGUUAAUGUGCUGUUAAAUGUUUAUGUUUUUACAUAUUUAGCAAACAAAAGCUGAAAGGUCCUCCUCAUUGUGCCUGAGAAGUAUUUGAUUAAAAUGUAUUUUUUA